AUGGUGAAGUCGUCUGGUUUGGCCGGUGGCCAAGAGGAUGUGAGAUCGGGGAUCGAAAAUGGGUCAGACGCGGAUUAUAGCAGUGGGUCCAGUGUAGUGAGCAGUUCCACUGGAGCGAGCAGUACCAGCGGCAGUGUUGCCACGGUGCCACGGCCCUUGCACAGGGGCAGUCUAAGUAUGGCAACGGGGCUUGGCGCAGUGGACAGUGCGGGCAGUUCUAUUUCCAGCAUGACUGGAAGUCGGAUGAGAAGAAGGUCAAGACGACAGAGUGCGAUCUCGGAGGUUUCGAACAGCAAUCAGUCGAUGGCACUCUCCUUGACAAGGACCGUUACUAAGAUCAUUAAAGCAGUCCAGGAUGACAAUAGGCAGUCGGCUCAGGAAAAGAACGAUCUGAACAAGGUGCUGGAGUCGAGGUUUGAUGUUGGAGAUGCAUUGCAGCUUGAAGAGAACAAAACUGAAUCCGUAGGGGCAGCGAAGGCAUCCGAGCCAUUCGCUGAGACGGGAAAAAGGAAAGGCAAGGAUAAAUUAGGUGUGGCCAUCGACCAUGAUGUGGAGCGUUUGCCGUACAAGGGUGAGGCUGGCGAAGAAGAAGAAGAAAACGAGGAUGUUCGGGAGGAGGACGAUGAUGCAGAUCACGCCACAAUCAAGAAAGUGUUUACCAACAAGUCUACUGGAGCGGUCGAUUUGCCGCCCGAUGGUGGUUAUGGUUGGGUUGUUACAUUCUGUGUAUCGCUAAUCAUGUUUUCGACGUGGGGAUGUAAUUCCGGGUUUGGUGUGUUCUUGGCAUUUUAUUUAAAUGCGAAUUAUUAUCCGGGUGGCUCAAAAUAUGACUAUGCUCUUAUUGCGGGGAUGACUGUUGCAUUUGGGCAGGGAUUGUCUCCAUUUGUGAUGUCUGUAAUGAGAAUUAUUGGAUUUAAACCAACAAUGAUUAUGGGAGCUGCUCUUAUGCUCGCAGGAUUUUUGCUAGCGUCAUUUUCUACUCAGCUGUGGCAACUUUAUUUGACACAAGGUUUUCUAUAUGGUGUUUCGAUAUCUUUCAUAUUUGUUCCAGCAACCACUGUUUUGCCGGGAUGGUUUUUGAAAAAAAGGGCAGUUGCGCUAGGUCUCUCGCUACUUGGUACAGGUGCUGGUGGUGUUACGUAUGGUUUAGCCGCGAAUAGGAUGAUUCAAGAAUAUGGAAAUCCAAGGUGGGCUUAUCGUAUUUUAGGAAUUAGUUGCACAAUUUCAGUAUUGUUUUCUGUUGCACUCAUCAAGCAACGUAAGCCUAUUUCAAGAGUCGGGUUUAAAUCUAUACAUUUGAUGAUUUUUCAAUUCAAGCAAAUGUUUGCAUUAAGCGUUGUGAAAAAUCCAUUCGUGCCACUUAUUGCUCUAUGGUUUAUGUGUGCACUAUUUGGGUAUACUCUCAUGAUUUUCACCUUAUCUUCUUAUGCUGUUGCGCGAGGUAUGUCGCAACAUCAAGGCUCUAUUUUAACUGCCGUGUUGAAUGGGGCACAAAGUGUUGGAAGGCCAUUGAUGGGACUCGCGGGGGAUCAAUUUGGUAGAGCUAAUGUAACAAUCGUGUUAACCUCUGCUCUAUCUAUAAUGAUGUUUGCAUUUUGGAUACCUAUACAUACAUUUGUUCAGAUGCUGAUGUUCGCAAUAUGUGUGGGUUCGUGUGUAGGUGUUGCAAAUGUUAUGAGCACAGUACUUAUAGCUGAUUUAGUCUUGCCUGAUCAGUUUUUGGCUUCCUGGUCGUUUGUCAACUAUUUCGGAGCACCGUUCCUCCUAAUAUCUGAGUUGGUUGCUCAAGCUUUGACGGUUGAAACAGAUGUGGAGAAUCCUUACUUACAUACUCAGUGUUUUGCAGGGGCGUGCUUUUCCGGUGCACUAAUUUUGAUUUUGAUAUUACGGGAACUAGCUGUUAAAAAAAAGCUGUUAGAUCGUCAAAACGCCACAAGACGCAAAAUAGAAGAGUGGAAACUAGAUCCAACUUCUGUCUUAGAUGAUGAUUGGGAGCCGCUUAUGGAAAGAAGAGAAAAGUAUGAUAUCCUGUUGGGUCCUGGAUUGAAAAGGUAUUUUCUGAGGAUGGCAUAUCCGAUGAAAGUAUAG
Zygotorulaspora mrakii is the source of this 2088-nucleotide messenger RNA. RefSeq names its product Esbp6p (gene ESBP6). Lineage: Eukaryota; Fungi; Ascomycota; Saccharomycetes; Saccharomycetales; Saccharomycetaceae. The transcript has a single exon. Gene Ontology annotation, molecular function: transmembrane transporter activity. Gene Ontology annotation, biological process: transmembrane transport. The coding region runs from base 1 to 2088 and encodes 695 amino acids. The record is from RefSeq and is a predicted model, not a curated record.